AGGUCACAACUGCCUUAGUACAAUGAUGGCUAUGUGCGAAUGCCGAAAAAAAGUCGACCUCAAAAGACUACCGAUCUACAAUGACUCCAAAUACCAAGAAUCAAGACAAUUUAUGGUCGUGGGACCUCAGCCCUGACUUUAUUUAUCUUGAAGAGCGCCACAGCAUGCGCCUAGACCGACUGAUGGAAUCAACUCUUGAUAGAACAAAAACCAUUACGAGAACUAACGAGGACGAGGCUGAUCCAGAUUAUUCAUGUCUUAGAUUUGUUCAUGUCUCAUCAUUCAUCCCAAUUUUC
Molecule: messenger RNA, 296 nt
Organism: Cylicocyclus nassatus
Lineage: Eukaryota; Metazoa; Nematoda; Chromadorea; Rhabditida; Strongylidae
Source: the annotation of a GenBank genome assembly